Messenger RNA from Aspergillus aculeatinus CBS 121060, 588 nucleotides. RefSeq names its product carboxymuconolactone decarboxylase family protein. The transcript has a single exon. NCBI's taxonomy places the organism in Eukaryota, Fungi, Ascomycota, Eurotiomycetes, Eurotiales, Aspergillaceae. The record is from RefSeq and is a predicted model, not a curated record. Bases 1 to 588 code for a protein of 195 amino acids.
AUGUCAUCCACCCGCCUUCCUCCUGUUUCUCCCAAAGACCUAUCCCCAGCACAGAAGUCCCUCUACGACAAGAUUCAGCGGAUCAUCGGCGACAGAUUCAGCACCGUCGUGAGCCACACAGCUGAAGGGGCUCUUCUCGGACCCUGGAAUCCCCUAAUCCACCAUUCGACUAUUGGCAAGGCACUGAUACCUCUCACUCAAACCCUCCUCGCCCGGCCGGGCCAUUUGUCUCGUCCCGUGCGAGAAGUCGCCAUCCUGGCCGUCGCCGCCCACUAUCGAGCUGCUUAUGAGAUCUAUGCCCACACCCUCUUGGCUACGCCGCUUCUAGGAAUCGACACGGUGGCGGCUACUCUCAAUGGUCGAGUCCUGCCCAAACUAGACUCGGACGCUUCAUGCGCCUUGAAGGUGACUCGCUCGCUUCUUGCGGGUGGGCCACUGCCGGACCCUCUCUGGGAUAGGGCUGUCAAGGAGUUUGGGGUGGAAGGGGCGCAGGAACUUGUCUUCCUGGUGGGCUAUUACUGUCUGGUCUCCGUGGGGUUGAACGGGUUUGGGGUGCAGGUGCCUUCUACACGUUCAGCGAAAUUGUGA